Messenger RNA from Scaptodrosophila lebanonensis, 1525 nucleotides. RefSeq names its product lysosome-associated membrane glycoprotein 5. Gene Ontology annotation, cellular component: membrane. NCBI's taxonomy places the organism in Eukaryota, Metazoa, Arthropoda, Insecta, Diptera, Drosophilidae. The record is from RefSeq and is a predicted model, not a curated record. The transcript has 5 exons. Bases 140 to 961 code for a protein of 273 amino acids.
UAUUUCUGGCGCCGAGCGAAUAGAGCUAAAUAAAAAUAGUAAAAAAAAAUCUUACAGAUAAAAAAACAAUAAAUAAUUAAAUUAUUCCUGAAUUUGAUUAAUUUUAAGCUGAUAGAGAUAGCAUCCAUUCAGUAUUAAUAUGAGACGAUUGCUCUAUACACUUUUUAUGCUCUGUGUUACCACUGGGCAAGGCCUGCAGCUGAGUGCAUUUACAACAAAAACUCCGAGGGUCACUAAAUAUACGACUAAAUCGCCAUCGGUUACGUCAAUGAAUCACGACGCAACCACAUCAACCUAUCGUUUUAACGCCACAAAUGGUGUCACCUGUAUACUAAUGCAGGUUGAUGGGUUGAUAAGUAUUAAAUAUAGAAACAAAAUGAACGAAGAUGUAGAGGCAGAUUUGUACAUGCCCGACAACCCUCUAUUAAGCGGUGAAUGUGUGGAAUCAAACUUAGAAAUCCUAUCAAUGGAUUUCAAAGGCUUUAAACUCUCUAUGACAUUCAAAAAGUCUUCUGGUGGUGAGGGCUGGUAUAUUCAUCUGUUUGAGCUUUCAUACUCAUCUUCCAAUCAACUCUUCGAGCAUCCCGAUCGCCCUGGCCUUGAAGUUAAGUUGGCUUCACCUUCCCACACGCCCAUGUACUUUCCAACGCCGGUGGGAAAAUCAUACGUUUGCGAUAAGGAACAGACGGUUAUCUUAUAUGAACCACACGAUUCUGGGGAUCAGUCCGGACACAUAGCUCGCCUGUAUCUACGAGACCUUCAUAUGCAAAGUUUCAUGUUCAAAGAAAGCGGUAAAUGGGGUCCAUCAUUCCAUUGCAGUGCUACAGGUUCUUAUCGGGAUGAGACCGCACCGUUAGCUGUUGGUACAGCCCUCGCUGUUGCUGUUUUAUUGAUCGUUUCGGGGUACGGCGGCUGGAGAUACUUUAAAGUCAAGAAAGUACAGUACGGAUCUAUGGAAUAAACAGUAAAACCUACAGGCGGAACUCGAGGGAUGCGCUAAUGUCAAAAUAUCUAAUUGUUUCCAAUUUCUUUGUAUACAUAUAUAAUUGUUUUCUUUCAUCUUGGGUAUUAUAAUACAUAUAAGUAUAACACGAUUUAGUUACAAGGGUGUUCUCAUUUCAGAAUUCGAUCAAACUGUGCGAAAUCAAAAUAGGGGACUUUUCUUAAUUCGACUAAUUCGUUUUACAGAAUUAAGAAAAUUUUCCAUUUGGUUGAAUUCGGGAACGGGGCCAGGCCUGUAAUUAAGUAUUAGAAAAAAUUGCUAUAUUUAAACACAAUUUAAAUAACUUAAAAUUGAAAAGUCUUCCAUAUCGUUAAUGAAAGCAAACGUACAAUUAUUCGAAUAUGUUUAAUAUAAUCAAUGUAAAUCAUAUAUGAACUUAUGUAUGCACGCUUUACAAUGAAACGCUUAAAUUAAUUUGAAGAAUUAUUUAUGAUGAGUAACAAGCGUAUAGUAUUUUGCAGCACAUUUCCUAAGUAUCUAUAAAAAAUUCCAAAGUUAUAUAAAUAACAAGUAGAACUAUAA